Messenger RNA from Herpailurus yagouaroundi (jaguarundi), 669 nucleotides. RefSeq names its product WW domain-binding protein 11-like. Bases 1 to 669 code for a protein of 222 amino acids. The transcript is spliced from 4 exons. NCBI's taxonomy places the organism in Eukaryota, Metazoa, Chordata, Mammalia, Carnivora, Felidae. The record is from RefSeq and is a predicted model, not a curated record.
AUGAGUAUCUGUAAAGGGCAGCUGGAAGAUGACCCGAGGGGAUCUUUCAUCCUGGGGCUGAGUCCUAGGAAGCCAGCACAGGUGCGGGCGAUGGGCGCGCCCCAGACCUCGCUGAAAUCGGAUAGGCUCCAGGCCCUUCCGAAAACACACUUGAUAACGCUGCCAGCCGGCCCGCCCUCCCGGCGACUCGGAAGCCAGAGCGAGAGGCUGCGGCGAGCCAGCGAGGAGCCGUUAGUCGACUCGGCUCGCCCGCAGCGCCCUCCCUCGCCUCGGGAAGCCCUCUCGGCCCCGCCUCCUCGGCUGACGUCCGGGGCGAGCGGAGGCGGGCGCGUGGGUGGGCCGAGACGUCGGCCGCCCGCGAUUCGGCCGGCUCAGCCACACCACCGCGCGCCCCCGCUCCGCCCGCCCCUCCGGGCGCGUCUUUUCCGGGCUCGCGCCGCGCCGCGCCUCGUCCCGCCUCCGCCGGCCGUCCGGGUGCGCGCGGGCCGCUGCGGCUUUUUCUCCGGCCUCCGUGGCGCGCCCCUCCUCGCCCCAGCGCUAGCGGCCACGCGGUUUUUCCGCGGGCUUCCCGGGUGCCAGGCGCUGGCCGGCUGCGAAGACGCCGUGUGGACCGCGUCUCCGAUUGUAAUCAAAGAUAUUGGCCAGGUGGAAUACAAUUUUUCUUACUAA